Sinocyclocheilus rhinocerous is the source of this 2498-nucleotide messenger RNA. Its product is annotated as monocarboxylate transporter 12-like. Gene Ontology annotation, biological process: creatine transmembrane transport. Bases 308 to 2074 code for a protein of 588 amino acids. Gene Ontology annotation, molecular function: transmembrane transporter activity. The record is from RefSeq and is a predicted model, not a curated record. Lineage: Eukaryota; Metazoa; Chordata; Actinopteri; Cypriniformes; Cyprinidae. The transcript has 8 exons.
CGCACGCCGCGCAGUGAUGCAGAGCCAUGUGCGCCAAUGUGUUCCACCGCACUUUGGAGGAGAGCAGCGGUUGUUUUUGUUCCUCGUCUGCUCUAGAUUCUGUACACUGGGAAGUGUGUUUCAGAUUUCAGAAGAUGUACCUUCAGUGAGGCGGUCUGUUGAGUCUUUAAUUUGAAGACUGAGUCAUCGCAUAAAUUCUGACUGUGGUUUAACGGACAUAGAUUGAGAGCCAGAGAGAGCAAAACCAGCUGAAACUGGACAGAAGAGGAAACAAGAGGCUGAAAGAAGUGAGAGAGUGAGGGAGAGGAUGAAGAGAGGAAGCAUCUUGUCCAGCAGAAGUCUAGAGAUGAGUGAAAAAACUCCACAUUCAGCGGCCGCUCCUGAUGGCGGAUGGGGCUGGAUGAUCGUAGCCGGAUGUUUCCUCACCACUGUCUGCACACGUGCAGUCACUAGGUGUGUUUCCAUCUUUUUUGUGGAAUUCCAGUCAUACUUUUCCAGAGAUUAUUCUGCAACUGCAUGGAUACACUCUCUGCUGGACUGCACCACAAUGUUGUGUGCUCCACUGGGUAGUUAUAUAGGGAACCGCCUCUCUUCUCGUAUAGCUAUCAUGUUUGGUGGGCUUCUUUCCGCUGCCGGCCUGCUGCUCAGCUCACUGGCCACCAGUGUGGAGUUCCUGUAUCUCACACUGGGUGUUCUUACAGGUGUGGGAUUUGCUCUAAGCUACACUCCUGCAAUUGCCAUGGUGGGUUCUUACUUCAGCGAGAGAAAAGCGCUGGCUUACGGGAUCGCCAUGUCAGGCAGCGGCAUCGGAACCUUCAUACUAGCACCCGCUGUCCAACUCCUCAUUGAGCUCUUCUCCUGGAGGGGUGCGCUGCUCAUUCUGGGGGGUUUGGUGUCCCACCUGUGUGUCUGUGGAGCACUUAUGAGGCCUUUGGAAGGUCAAAGCGGGAGACAGAAAGAGAUGGACUUGGAGGGUGCCAAAAAGGUUGAUUUCCUAAAUGUGAAACUUGCUGAUGCAGGCCACAAUAUGGAAGUGAGUGCACAGGAACAGAGAUCGGUGGAGGUAAAACUUACGAAUAUGGAAAAGAGUGGGGAAAAUGAACAUGCUGAGAAUAUGCAGAGCGAUGGAAAAGAACGGAUGCAGUCAGAGCCUUCUGAUGCAAAGCAAACCCACUCCAAUGUGGAAAUAAACCUUAGACAGGAAGACUCAGAGACUGUGACCAGAAGCACAGAUGAAUGGGACAAAGAAUCAAAGCCAAAGUGCUCAGAUACAGACAUCUCAGUCCCAGCUUUAGUACAAUCAGGUGACUUGCCUUUGGACUGUUUGCCAACCAACCAAGAGGGCACAACUUUCCCAGAAUCAAACACUAAUCACAAUACUUUGGCACAGUCAAAAGUGGCAAACACAAAAUUACUGAAGCAGUCCAGGGACAAUGUAUGGUCUAUCAUAAGAAAAACAGUAUUGAGAGAAUAUUCCUUCCUGUUGAUACCAGACUUCUUAUUGCUGUUGGUGUCCUUCCUGUUCCUUGCAUAUGGUUGCAGUGUGCCAUUUGUGUAUCUUGUGCCAUAUUCCCUGAGUGCAGGUGUCAGCCCUCAGCAGGCAGCAUUACUCAUGUCCAUACUUGGAGUGUCAGGGAUUGUCGGUACUAUCACUUUUGGAUGGAUUGCAGAUAGAAAGUGUUUGAGGCCAUAUAGGGUGGUGAGUUACAUGCUGGCUGUGGGGUCAGAAGGGCUGAGUUGUCUCUUUCUGCCUCUGCUGAAUGGUUUUUCCCUGCUCGUCCCCUUUUCUCUCAUCUACGGCUGCUUUGAUGGAGCUUACGUGGCACUUAUUCCUGUGGUGACCUCUGACACCGUCAGCUCCACCCACCUGACCUCAGCUCUGGGAGUUGUUUACUUUCUUCACGCCAUCCCCUACCUCAUCAGCCCACCUAUUGGAGGUUGGCUAGUGGAUCAUACAGGUUCCUACACAGCUACAUUCGUCCUCAGUGGAGUCGCUCUGAUCUGCAGUGCUGUGAUUCUGGCUGCUGUGAGAGUUAUCAUCCGUUGCACUAGAGGAAGCUCUUGCUUAAACUGACUCACAAUCAGGUACAAUGGAGAUUUCUAAAGCAGUAGAAAAAUACUGCGACAUUGAUGUCAAGAAACAUGAAAGUGCCCCUCCAGAGUUAAAAAUGGUUUUCACGUGUUCCUGAUCUGAAGCUUAUAUCAGUCAGAGUGAUUGCCACAAAUACAUGCUCUUUUGUAGCAUUAAUGAACACAGAACUGACCAAAAGAACACACUGCUCUACUACUGAAAUGCAGGAUUUAUGUUCCAAUUGGUUAAAAGCGUGUUUGCUACAAAGGAAAUUAGUUUUGUAUUUGAUACUUAUUUGUUAUUUUAAUGUGUCUCUCUCAGCUGAUAUCUGAUUGGCUAGUCAGAGAAAUGAUCAGAUGUGCUUUGCUCAAUAGUUACAUGUACACUGCUUCAUUCACAGCUCAGUGUUUUUAUAAUGUACACUACC